AUGAAUGUCAACGACACAUCAGAUCUAUCUUUAAGCUCAAAAAAUAAAUUUGAUUUGAAUCAAUUCUUGGUUUAUUCACUUAAUCCACUGAGCGAUGAUAAUCAGAAAUUUGAAAUUGGUCCUGCUACCGCCCAAGAAAAAAAUGAUACUUCAAUUAUUUAUCUUUCACGACCCAAUAAUUCUGGUUCCAAUAGAUCAACAUAUUCUACUCAGGCCCCAGAAGUUACCAAUUCAUUAGACACCAAAAGUGUAAAUACGAAUCUGUAUCAUCCAUCGUUAAACUUCCCAAGUAAAGAUAUUGAUCAAUUGUCAUACACCACAACUUCAUCACUCAGUCAAGCUAGAUCCAAUUCAGUGUCUACAGCAAUCACAACACUAACCACUGCAUCGUCUUGUAAAUCACAUAUAUCACCAAGUAUAGCUGAAACUGUAAAUGUUGACGUUAAUCAAUUUCCUCACAAUCAUCAGUUGGAACAAAUUGCUACCUUUCAAGAACAAACAACUGUAUGUUGGUCCUCUGACAAAAUACAUUUUUUAGAUCCACUUUUGAUUCAAGAUAUUGAUAAUAUUACUACUAAUUCUUUGACUCAUCAAGAAAAGAUUAAUGCUAUUGGUGCUGAUUAUAGUCAUAGAUUUAUUGCUUUUGCUAGCUCACCACCACCACCUCAACAACAACUCCAACUGCAACUGCAACCGCCGCCACCACCACCACCGGUACCCCAACUUCAAGACCAAGAUGAAAUUCAACUAAAUACUGAUACAAAACAAAGUAGUGAUACAUUAACCCAGGAAGACUUUGAUUUCAACAAACUGGAAUUGUUAAAUAAUCAAACAAUGGAGAUUGCUAUAGAGUAUCAAACCUCAGCCCAUCAUUUAAUAGAAUAUGCAAGUUCCAGUAGCAAUGUACUUUUGGGAUAUCUGGAAAUUGAUGUUGAUGUUGAUGUUGAUGUUGCAGUUCCUGAAAAUGAAAGAUCAAGUUUACAGCCUGCUUUUGAUUAUAAGAAAGGUUGUCCCUUGUCAAGAGAUAGUGACAGUACUUGUGACGAGCUUGAAAGUUUGGAAAGUUCAUCUAAUUUUAUCUAUGUUGAAGAAUGUAAUUCAUUGAAUCCUCCUGAAGUAUCGUCGUCGCCAACAAAAAAGUAUAUAUUACAAAGCAAUAUUCCAUCUUCACCUAUUGUUGCAGGAAGAAGAACCAACAUUUUGGAAAACCAAUUUUUAGAAACGAAA
This is a messenger RNA of Candida albicans SC5314, 1227 nucleotides long. RefSeq lists its product as uncharacterized. The record is from RefSeq and is a predicted model, not a curated record. The annotation marks the transcript as partial. Lineage: Eukaryota; Fungi; Ascomycota; Pichiomycetes; Serinales; Debaryomycetaceae. The transcript has a single exon.